AGGUCACCGAUACUAUAAAGUUAAUGUCGUGAAUAAGGUGUGGAUAUUUCUUAUCGGACACUGUCGAGGAAGGCCGCAACGGUUAACAACUAUUGGUUACCAUGAAACGUCAUCUGAUUGGAUGCGUGGCCAUCCUCACGUGGACAGCGGCAAAUGUACUUGCCAUAGAUACAACACAUAUCAUGGAUGGACUUAAUCUCGCUAAUGAUCUUACCGGUUUCAUAGAAAGUCAAGACUUCUCGAAGACAAUAACGAAACUUGCCUCUGCAGCGUCUUCGUAUUUGGGAAUACUUGGUCCUGUUUUGGGCUUUGCGUUUAGUUUUUUCGACACUGGUCCGUCAGCAGAAUUAUUGGCGAUACAGAAACUAUAUAAAGACGUCACUCUGCGGUUUGAUCGUGUUGAUCACCAAUUUUCCGAUGUUAAGCGGCAGAUUAAUUGGGCAAGUGUGGAAUUACAGUAUGGAGAAUACGAAAGUAAAAUACAUGCUGUCGGAGAAAAGUACAAAGAUUUGGUUCUGUCUUCAACUAAAAAUGAUUAUACCGCACGAAAACAACUCUUUCUUGACAAUUUUCGACAAGAUUUCACCAACUCCGCAGAGAAGCUUUACGAUGGAGUAAUGAAUGAGCACCGGACAUUUCAUAAAGACCUAUUUGAUUCAGCCAUUGAGAACUUUGAAUGGGACAGAAAGAAAACACAGAGCUUUAUGCUUGGCGUAUCUAAAUUACUUAUGUUUGGAGCAUCAAUAGAGCUAGCUUACUAUCAACUGAAAUAUCCCUCACAGGAGAGUUAUUACCGACAGCAAUGGCAAGUCAAAUUUGAACACUUUAAGAGUAAGUUGACCUCAACAGACCACAAAUUAGCAACUCAGUUCGGAGGUCAGUUAGCAAAGGAUGUUGAUCAAUAUAUUGUAAACCAUGCCCACUCUAGUAAUUGCGACAUCACAACCCCCCUUUACGACGUCAUCGCCAAGAAGUACUACUGGCGGAACUGGUUGGUUGUUGUUUCAGAUCACUCAACAGACUCUGAAAAGUACACGGUACACACAUGUGGUGGUAUUUACGGACUUCAAAACAAUAACCACGGAAAGAAUGUUGUUGUUGCCAGCGUUCCUCAGAACAAGGCUCACCUGACAACAUCGCAAAAGCACGCUGUUCUCUACACUAGAACGUACCACACAAGGCAUAGACAUGGUGGGAGACGAUCUUCAUUUCCAACUGGUGUAUAUGGCGUCCGUGUUCAUGCAAACGAUGCUUAUAACAGCAUGCCAAGUUCUGUGCGUAGCAGCUGUAGCACUUACGGUUCUGUAGGUAUCAUUGACCGUAACUUACACCCAUGCUGGAGAUCGCCUGCUGACCAUUUAUUCAGCCGUGACGACGGUCAUUUCUUCAAAAUAUAUGCGUUCGGCUAAUUUUUAAGCUUGAUAUAUGUCAAAGGAAGAAAUGUCUGUAAAGUUUGAAAUAAAAAUGCAUUAUGAAA
Molecule: messenger RNA, 1477 nt
Organism: Ostrea edulis (European flat oyster)
Lineage: Eukaryota; Metazoa; Mollusca; Bivalvia; Ostreida; Ostreidae
Exons: 2
Coding region: 102-1409 (435 amino acids)
Source: RefSeq, a predicted model, not a curated record